AUUCCUAGUCAGUUCUGAAAAACGCUGGGUGUGUGUGGCUUUAUUUAUUUCGUAAUUUUAUGUUAUUGGUCUAAGCGAGAGCUGGUGUUACGACGGCAAUAGAUUUAUACCUUUUAUCAGUCUACUUUCGGCAUUUCGUUCGUCGUUCGACCUCUGACGAGAGCUGUGACCGCUGUCUCAAUUUGUUAGCGAGGUUGCUACAUGGAGUUCGCGAGAUAGGAAUCGUCUAAAUCGCAGGCGUUACCUUUCUGUGUUCCAGCAUCAUAAUACGGGAAGAGUAUUCGGCGAGAAGGAAUGUUAGCACAUUGACGCACGGAACAGUACACGAUCGUUCCCGAAAGGGGAAGUAACACGUUCAGAAGGAAGCUUUUGUUUGGACGAGUGUUUUGAGGAAACCGAACUUCAGAUUUAGUGAGAAGCCAUAUAAGCUUCCAUUUUCUACCUUUAAGUGAUGCCACAACACCUCGAUCAUUAUCAUGGGCACAAGCAUCAGGCAGGCUUUCAUCACCACACUCGCCACUUCCACUCAGAUGAGCAGGUGAAAUCGGUUGAGAAUAUCUUGAAGCCGCUAGAGCUUACUGAUGAUGACUACCGAAAAGUCGUGGACCUUAUGCAGGAGAAGAUGGAAGAGGGAUUGGCCCGAAGCACAAAUGAUAAGGCUACCAUCAAGAUGUUUCCCACAUAUGUGCGUGCUGUACCAAAUGGAACAGAAUCUGGCGAAUUCCUGGCCUUGGAUCUGGGUGGAACCAACUUCCGUGUCCUGCUUGUUUCACUGCAAGGUCAGGAGGUAAAGAUGGAGAGCAAAAUCUUCCUGAUUCCACAGCACAUCAUGCUUGGCACAGGUGUACAGCUGUUUGAUCAUAUAGCAGACUGCAUUUACAAGUUUAUAAAAGAGCACAACGUGAAAGCACAACUUCUGCCUCUUGGCUUUACUUUCUCUUUUCCCUGCCGGCAAAAUGGUCUUGCCAGUGCUACACUCACCACAUGGACAAAGGGUUUCAAGUGUGAAGGGGUGGAAGGCAAUGAUAUUGUUAAACUUCUACAUGAUGCUAUCAAAAGACGUGGGGAUUUAGAUGUGAAGUGCUUGGCUGUUAUUAAUGAUACAGUGGGAGCCCUUAUGUCCUGUGCCCAUAGUGACCGACAGUGUGCAAUUGGCCUCAUUCUAGGCACUGGAAGCAAUGCCUGCUAUAUAGAAAAGCUGGAGCGAGUAGAAAUGGCUGAAGGAAAUGAGCCUGGGCCACCAGAGAUGUUGAUCAACACAGAGUGGGGAGCAUUUGGUGAUGAUGGUUGUCUUGACUUCAUUACAACAGAUUUUGAUCGACAAGUUGACAAGCAUUCUAUUAAUGCAGGAAAGCAAAGAUACGAGAAGUUUGUAUCAGGCAUGUACAUGGGCGAGAUUGCUCGACUGGCUCUGGAGAAAUUGAGGAAGAGUGGCUUGCUGUUUGGUGGUGAGGGAUCGUACCACAUGGCCACUCGUGGGAGAUUUUACACCAAAUAUGUUUCUGAAAUUGAAGGAGAUGAUAUAGACAGUUUUAAAACUACAAAGCAGAUCUUUCAGGAGCUUGAGAUUGAAAAAGUGACAGAGCAGGAUUGUCGUCUUGUCCGCCAUACAUGCAGCCUUGUGUCCCGCCGGGCUGCUUUCCUUGCAUCUGCUGGCCUGGCUUGUUUAUUAAGGAUGAUGGGCAGACCUGAGGUGACCAUUGGCGUUGAUGGCUCUCUCUACCGAUUUCACCCAUUCUUCCAUGAUUUGAUGAUGGAAAAAAUACGAACUCUAGCUCCUGGCAUUCGUUUUAAACUGAUGCUGUCUCACGAUGGAAGUGGCAAAGGAGCGGCAUUAGUGGCAGCUGUGGCCAGUCGCAUUUUGAAAGAGAAAGAAGAAAACUCAGAAAAAACUAGAGACCAUGCAAAAUCAAAUCCUCAUUAAAGAUACCCAACCUGCUUCUGAGACUGAAUUCUUAUACCAUGUGCACGUGUGAUGUAGCAAGCAGUCUGUUUGCUUCAGUAUAGCUACCACAUCAAUUACUGCAACUACUACAGGAUCACCCUUCCUUGCCAUAACCACUGCAAACCAUUCCUGUUGCCCAAAGCAAGCUGGGUGUGCGUUUACUGGCAAAAAAACUUUGUGAAGGAAAUCAGAAUCUCAUAUUUACCUAUUUACUUUUCACUGCCCACUGGAGAUGAAGAAUCUGCUAUGUUGAACAAAAAAGUACAACACAAGCAUUGUUUUUAUGCUUUACCCUGUACAACAAACAAGAAGCCCUCUAAGAUCAAGUGGGGCAAUCUGUAAUGGCCCAGGGGCAUACCAUUUUAUCAUAAGCAGGAUUUGUAGAGAACGUUGUUAUCUGGUGUGCUCUCAUGCUAUGGUGGGAGUAGUGUUGACAAGCCAGGCAGACAUAUGUGCAUGGGGAAAGAGCUGGAUACAAAGUAAGCUAGUAAAUUUGGGGACGGGCUUUAAUGUAUGCUUUGCUUUAUGUUCAGUCAUACACAAAGAGUGCUGCACCUCACUGCUUUUAUUGCCAGAGAAGAUAAAGGUAGGAGUUGGGUAGAAAAAAAAAAAGGUGGUACUCUCGUCUGCUGGUGUCUGUAGGCGGAGGAUAACAGCGUAUAUUGUGAUCCAUUGUGAGUGCUUUUAGCCUCCACUGCAGGCCUUGCAGUGAGAUAAACAGAGAAGUAUGAGGUGUCUAUUUUUGUGGGGUCCACUUUCUUGGCCUAGCUGGGUACAGGCUAUUUGAGGUGGUGGUAAGAGGGUGCAUUGUGGUUACAGAAGUGUGGUUGUCUUAGAGGAGGGGAUAUCACGCAGCUUGUUAGAUUUCAUGUCUUUUUAGGUGUCAUUGAUUUGGUUGAUAUGAACCUGUAAAAUAUAUUGUAUGUGUGUACAUCUCCAUUUUUGGGGAGUGGGAAGGGGCAGGUGUUAAGAAGCAUCUGAAGAUAUGUCAUAGCAUUUGAUUGUAGCGAUGUUUAGGAUAGCAAUUACAUCCAAAAGAUUUCGUGACCACCAGUUUGGUGAAAAUUGUAUCAGGUAUACAUUUUAUAGUCAUCUGACUGUAACUGUAGAAAGCACCUUCCUUCUUAUUUAUCUCUGUUUUAUUCAUGUUUUGUAAAUGGAAUUUAUAUAGUUAUGGUAAGUUUUCAGUUCUUUUGGCAUUAACUGGAAGGUUUGGCUGGUCUAAAGAAUGUUUUCAGUAAGAAAUGCAAACAGCUUCGUGUUUGAGUCUCAGAUAAGACCAGUGAACACUAAGCACUUAAAUAAGCUGGACCCAUGACUGUGUAUACUGGAUGUGUGCUGUGAUGUAUUUGCUUAUGUAAUUAAAACCCCACCCCAGUUUUGCUUUUUUGUGGAUUCUUAUCAGAAAAAUCUAAGUUACCAGUGUCCAUGUCACCAUACGAGUGUUUGUGCAUAUCUGUUCAAAAACAUAAGCAAUGCAAUGCAAAAUGUUUUCCCAUUAUUUCUUAAGGUUCUCACUAGCCUUGAAUUCACACCAAUUUUUUCCCCAUAAAAAUCUAUUUCUUAGUUUAGCAUUUUGAAACACUUUUGUGAAAAUGUAUUUCUUUUUAUUGUUGAAUUUGUUAUUUACCUAUGCUUUAGGAUGUAGAAUUAGGAACAGGUUCAAACCAUGGGUGUGAUAAAAGAUGUGAAAGUAAGAGGAAUUGGACAUUUGAUUAAAUUUGCCUGAGUGCUUGGACUUGCUUGUGUGCCUGCAUUUAUAGGGAGUUUGAAAAGGGCUAAAUAGUUGCUUUGAGAACCAUGGGAAAAAGCCAAUGUAAAAUGGUUAUCCACCUGAUAAAUACCUUAAUAGGAAGCUCAGCAACUGGUCAUUUGUUUAUGUUUGUUUAUUGUCUGUACACUAAGUCAUGACCUCGGUCAGUUGUAUGCGUGAAUUGUAGUUCUUUGUUUUAGAGAUUCAGUGUUACUUGGAUAAAAGAUAAAAGACAGCAAUAGACAGGUUUAUCCUGGGUUCUCCCAAACCUUUCUGUCUUUUUAAAUCUUGCAUCUUAGCUAGUGAAGAGGCUGGUGGACUGUGACUAACAAGUUGAAAAUUUUGUGAACCAUGGCUAUAUUGCUAUCUUUAAAUCUACUUAAAAUGUACAGGGGAUGAAUAUUUAUGGAGUUUAUAAACAUGUAAUGUAUUUAAAAAAAAUGUUGACUGUACAGAGAGAGUAGUAUCUUGAGAAACUGUUAUAUCUUCUGAUGCUAGCAGAGGACCACUGGAAUUGUUUUAAGACUGCAUCAGAGUUAUUGGUGAGAAAUAUACUUCAUCAUAAAGUCUUACAAAUUUUUAGCACUAUUAAAUUUUGAUUUUAUUUUGGCUGGUUGGCAUAUUCCGUGGCUUGAAUGAAAAAGGGAUGAUAGUGUGCGUGCGUGCUGUUUGUUUUUCAUUAGCUUGAAAGGUGUUGGUCUAUGUGUUCCUUGGUGGUGGUGGGAAAUCAUAUUCUUGCUUAUGUAAUAGGUGUGUCCUUUUGUCAGUUUCCUGAUGCAGGAUGUCAGAGAUUAAGGCACCUAUAGCUUGUAUCAUUUACGUGAUUGUCACAGUGGCUGUGUCGUAAAGUCUUGGUUUUCUGUGGUACAUGUAGCUGGCAUCAUAUGAUUAUCAUGAUGGUUGUAACUGUUGUCAUGCUUGGCUUGGUUUCCUGUGGUACAUGUAUUUGCUCAGCUUUAUAUUUCCUUUCUUUUUUUUAGGUCAGCAUUGCUUGGGGGGCCAGGGGUGUUAAUUUGUUGCAUGAAGACGUAAAUGAAUAAGAAUAAAAGAAAUAAGCUUCUUUGGCUGUCGAAGAAGCAAAGCAAGCUUGUGAAUACAGAUGCUUGUAAUUUUAUUGGGAAAACUUUCAUGAAACCAUUUUAAACUUUGCAAAAAAUCAUUUUCUGUUUCAAGAAAAUGGACUUUCUAGAAGAUUUGAUACUUGUUUUCAAAAGAAUAUAACCAUAUAUUUAAACUGCUUUUUAAGUUGUUGGUUUUUUUUUUCUUUAAAUGUUAUUUUCAGAGCUGUGAUUUUGGUGAUGGAUUUAUGGUGCAUAUCGUCUUUCUGAUGUUUAAACUCCUUCAUGUUAAAUCUUAAUUUACUACCAGAAAGAAGUACCUCUUAAAAGAAAUAAUUUUUGUCUAGUUUUUAUUUCUUGUCUCCUUUGUUCGAAAGUGUGAAGCGAUCCCCACCUUGGAAUUUACCUACAAACUUUCUCUCUUGGAUAGUUUUCUUCAUUAAGGUCCUAGUUUUAAGAAUAUUGUACGUUUAAUUUUUCAGACUGGAUCCAAACAAAGAAGCAAGAGUUAGACGCUGGAUAUUAAGCUGUUGUUACGGAUACCUUUCCUCUUUGAUGAACAGGAAUCAUAAGUCGGCUUUUUAUUUUUAUUUUUUUUUUGAUUAUUCUCUUCUGUGAUCUUUUUAGGUGAUCUGGUGUUGUAGUGAGAAAACACCAGACAGUGAAGGUCUUGUCUCUAGUCCACAGUUUGUCUGCCCACUGGAUAGGUCUAGCUGUCCUUGGCAUAGCUACAGUUGCUAACUCAGCAUAAAAUAACAACCAAUCAUAAACGUCUGGUGUGUGCUGGUGGUUUGUAUUUUGACCCAAAACUUUGGCAUACUAUCAUAGGUGGCGCUGUGUGCCGUUUUUAACCAGGAAGUGAAGCGUCGGUGCAUAUGGUCAGACUGGCAAAUUCUUUAUAAUAAAACUGCAGGAGACUACCAUUAUGGUGUACUACACAAAUGAAACUAUUGUAAGAAAUGUUUCACAUAAGAAUAUCAUGGUUUUCCAUCACAUCAUUUAAGCUUACUGUUCUUUAGAGAAUUGAUCCUAUUAAAGUAUUUGCAUGAGGCACUUUUUGAGAUCUUUUAAAGUGAGGCAACCAUUGCCAUUCAUAUGUAGGAUUAGUGGGCUUGGUCAAGAUCCACAGUAGUACUAUUCGGAUGUAUGUGUGUGUAUUUAUAUGUACGUAUGGCAAUACCUGUAUCAGAUGCACAAAGUCAUUCGGUAAAGGUGUUCUUCUUUAAGUAGUUAAAUAGUCAAAAUCACAUCCUGCUUAGCUUGCAUCAAAUGCAGGUUGUCAUAACCUUUUAUUCACAGGAAAAGGUCUGUGGCUGCAGUAGGCUGGACAGUUGGACUAUUGCAAAGAAGUGUUCGCCUCUUAGCAUCUAGUCAGCUGCAGUGUUUAGUGUAGUGUAUUAUUUAUUUACAUUUGUUUCAACAGUUUCACCCUGGAACCGCCUUACAUUAGGUGUAGUUGUUCGUGUGCCUGAUUUUAGCAGCAGCUUCUUUUUAUUGGAUGUUUGUAAACUUACAGAUGUAAUAAAGAUAUUCCUAUUC
Molecule: messenger RNA, 6295 nt
Organism: Pomacea canaliculata
Lineage: Eukaryota; Metazoa; Mollusca; Gastropoda; Architaenioglossa; Ampullariidae
Product: hexokinase-2-like
Exons: 11
Coding region: 452-1924 (490 amino acids)
Biological process (GO): intracellular glucose homeostasis; glucose 6-phosphate metabolic process; glycolytic process
Cellular component (GO): cytosol; mitochondrion
Molecular function (GO): mannokinase activity; glucokinase activity; fructokinase activity
Source: RefSeq, a predicted model, not a curated record